Messenger RNA from Lottia gigantea (owl limpet), 909 nucleotides. RefSeq lists its product as hypothetical. Gene Ontology annotation, molecular function: histone deacetylase binding. Gene Ontology annotation, cellular component: Sin3-type complex. Gene Ontology annotation, biological process: negative regulation of transcription by RNA polymerase II. NCBI's taxonomy places the organism in Eukaryota, Metazoa, Mollusca, Gastropoda, Lottiidae. The transcript has 10 exons. The record is from RefSeq and is a predicted model, not a curated record. The annotation marks the transcript as partial.
GAUUUUCUUAAUGAAGAUUUAGAUGAGAGUACCGAUUUUGAAGAUGAUCAUGAUCUGGAUGGAAACAUGUCGGACGAAGAUACUGAAGAUGCAAGUGAGACAGAAGAGAAGCAAGAACCUACAUUUCAAAGAACAGAAAUUAAAGAACAGAUGUAUCAAGACAAAUUAGCACAUUUAAAGAAGCAGUUACAAAUGUUAUCUGAAGGUACAUUACCAGAAUAUAUCAAACGUAAUAAGAAAAUAGAACAACAUUACAAAGAGAGAUUAGCUCUGAGUGAAAUAUGGAAAGAUCUUCAAUUGAAAAUGGUAGAAAGAGAAUUUAUAAAAGAGAAGGAAUAUAUUCAGAAAGAUUUCGAGGAAAAGAAAAUUGAUUUAAAGGAGAGUUUAAUAAUGGAAUUAGAAGAUAAGAAAAGAAGUGUAGAAGGAGAGAAAUCUGUAUUAGAUUUAAAUGGAGAUUUUAUGGAUAUGACAAGGCCAGUUAUGACAAGAAAAUUAAGAAGAAGACCAAAUGAGCCUAUUCCAGUCCCAGAAAAACGUCGAAAACCCACUGCAAAUAUCCUUUAUAAUAUCCUUCUAACAAAUGAAGAUGAAAUAAUGAGAGAUAUACAAUAUUUAAAUAAGAUUACAGGUAAACCUGUUAAAAAGACCAUGUUAUCAACCUCUAGUAUUGAUGGUAAUGUUAAUAAUGAAAUGAGAAUAGAAGAUGGUAAAUUAUAUUAUGACAAACGAUGGUUUCAGAGGAAUCAUCCAGUAUUUGUGGAAUCUAAAGAGGGUGGUAAAACUCAUGGUAUUAUUACUGGUAUAGGUACACAAGAGAUAUGGAUACGUAAAACAUCGGAUAAUUCCAAAUUACGAAUAUAUUUAUCACAGUUACAAAAAGCUAAAUAUAUUUUAAGGAGAAGAGCAUCA